UGUUUUAUAGCUUGUUUGUUGUUGUGGGGUAGUACUCGGCUAGUUAUGUCUGGACGUGGUAAAGGUGGUAAGGGACUUGGAAAGGGGGGCGCUAAACGCCAUCGGAAGGUUCUUCGUGAUAAUAUCCAAGGUAUUACAAAGCCGGCUAUUCGUCGUUUGGCGCGCCGUGGGGGAGUAAAACGUAUUUCGGGACUGAUUUAUGAAGAGACGCGUGGCGUGUUGAAGGUGUUUCUAGAGAACGUGAUUCGCGAUGCUGUUACUUACACUGAACAUGCCAAGCGUAAGACGGUCACAGCCAUGGAUGUGGUUUAUGCUCUGAAACGCCAGGGGCGCACUCUGUACGGAUUUGGUGGUUAAGAGUCUUUCUCCCCCCCCCCCCCCCGCUUAAUUAACAACGGCUCUUUUCAGAGCCACCCAUCCUUUCACAGUAAGAGCUGGAUCAGUCUAAUCAGCACGGGAAGGAAGA
Messenger RNA from Dermochelys coriacea (leatherback sea turtle), 466 nucleotides. RefSeq names its product histone H4. Gene Ontology annotation, molecular function: structural constituent of chromatin; DNA binding; protein heterodimerization activity. Gene Ontology annotation, biological process: nucleosome assembly. The transcript has a single exon. Lineage: Eukaryota; Metazoa; Chordata; Testudines; Dermochelyidae. Gene Ontology annotation, cellular component: nucleosome. The record is from RefSeq and is a predicted model, not a curated record. Bases 46 to 357 code for a protein of 103 amino acids.